Molecule: messenger RNA, 760 nt
Organism: Mus pahari (shrew mouse)
Lineage: Eukaryota; Metazoa; Chordata; Mammalia; Rodentia; Muridae
Product: bromodomain-containing protein 8-like
Exons: 5
Cellular component (GO): NuA4 histone acetyltransferase complex
Molecular function (GO): protein binding
Source: RefSeq, a predicted model, not a curated record
UUACAGGUGGGGUGUGAGUGGGUUUGGUUGGAUUCUAGACAAGACUCUCAUGAUGACUCUGAGUUGAGCAAUGACUGCAGGUCCCUCUUCAGCUCUUGGGACUCCAGUCUGGAUCUUGAUGUGGGCAGCUGGAAGGACACUGAGGAGGCAGAGGCAGAGGCUGAUGAACCCGAGGAAAGCAGCCCGGAGAAAGGAUCUAGCGAGUUUCUUGUGGGAGAUGUAGAAAGUGAAGAACCCCGGGAAGAGACAGAACAAGACACACCCCAGGACCUCCUCUCUGAGGGGGAGACUCAGCAAGACUCUAAAGAGGACGAUCAGAGUGAAGGGUCUGCUUCAGACGGAGAAGGCACGCCCCCUGUAGGUGAGGGUCGGGACGGCAUCCGAGUUCAGGAAGCUCCCCUCGUGAAUAUCCUGUACAACUCCUCACAACUGUUUAGCAGCCCAUUUCUGAAACCUGUGUCAGAGAAGCAGGCUCCAGGAUACAAGGAUGUGGUGAAAAGACCCAUGGACUUAACGACCCUGAAGAGGAAUCUGUCUAAGGGACACAUUCACACCAUGGCUGAAUUCCAGAGGGAUCUAAUGCUGAUGUUCCAAAAUGCCGUGAUGUACAACGACUCUGACCAUCACAUAUACCACAUGGCUGUGGAGAUGCAGCGGGAAGUCUUGGAGCAGAUCCAGGUUCUGAGUACUUGGCUGGAUAAAAGGAAGGACUUGAGUAGUCUGGAAUGAGUGGCAGCUAAUCCAGCGGAUGAAGGAAGCU